This is a messenger RNA of Limulus polyphemus (Atlantic horseshoe crab), 2289 nucleotides long. RefSeq names its product TSC22 domain family protein 1-like. NCBI's taxonomy places the organism in Eukaryota, Metazoa, Arthropoda, Merostomata, Xiphosura, Limulidae. The record is from RefSeq and is a predicted model, not a curated record. Bases 169 to 1938 code for a protein of 589 amino acids. The transcript has 4 exons. Gene Ontology annotation, biological process: regulation of transcription by RNA polymerase II.
UACUCGUAAGGAAAAAGCUGAAUAUAGUGAGGUUGUUGCACAAUAUAGGGAAAUGGGGGUUAUAGUUUUUUAUAGUUCAACUUUGAAAAUAAAAUUGUAUGUAUAAUCUGCUGAAACUUGAAAGGUUUGAAAUUUUUGCUUGAAAAGCAGGUCAGCAUGUGAAAUCUUAUGGCUAAUAAUUUCAUAAGCAGUGAUAAGAGACAUUCAGAACUUGCAAACAUCUCAUUUGCUUUUCCUGUCUCAUCUAUGGAAUCAAAUUUGUGUUAUAACCUGAACAGGGCGAAUGCUAACCUAGAAUUUAAUGGAACUGUAGCUUUAGAAGAACAUCAAGAACAUAAGAAGAAACCAUCAUUCCAAAUAACAAGUGUGACAGUUCAGGGAGCAAGGAUAAACAAUGAUCCUGAAGAAGAUAGUGCAGAAGAUUUUGAUGAGUUGAAUUCAGAAACAUUUAAUUGCUCAAAAAAGAUGGAUGUUGAUAAUGACCAGUCCUCUGAGGAUACAACAGGUGAUAUUAGUAGCAUCAGUACUAGCACCACAAAUAGUAAUAUUACAGAAUUACCUUUCCUUUCUACAUCCUCCAUUCCAAUUAAGUGUGAAUCUCUGGAGUUGACUCCUUUCCCAAAUAUUGUUAGUUCAGAAAUAACAGUAACCUCUACCAUAGAUUCUUCAAGGUUUGCAAAAACUAUCAUACAACCAGAAAGAAAUCAGCAGGUUCUGUCAUUGACACCAACACGUAACUCAUCUGAUGUCACUGAGGAAGUGCCUAUGGCCUCUUGUUCUUACCAAUGGCAAAAUCGGUUCAAGGUUGUGAAGCUAGUUAGUAGUGAACCUUUUAAAAGAGGUCGGUGGAUAUGCACUGACUUUACUGAUCCACCAGUCAUUCAGCAAGAGGCAAUGAAAAAUGAGAUGUCUACUGAACAAAGCAAUAGUUCAUUGAAAACCACUAUCAAUGGAUUAACAAAUGCAUCUAAUAGUCAUGUAGUUAGUAAUUCAAGUGACAUUGCUCACAUGUAUUUAAGUCAAACAUAUCCAGUGACAGCUUCUGAAGGUUUUUCUGUAACACUGGAUACUCACCAGAAUUCUCAACCUUCAUGCAGUAUCAUUCUUCCAGUUUGUGACACAACAGAGUCAACUCCAGUCAGUAUGAUUCAAACACUAGGUAUCCAGACUAUGCAAACAGUGGUAAAUGAUUGUCCUCAGCAGUCCCCAGUUUCAGAUACUUUAGAACAUAUUCAAGCAGUUCCCAUCUCUAAAUCACUACUUUCACAAGAUCCUGUCACAUCUAAACUCAUCCAAGAUUUUCCAGAGAAUGAAAUGCUAGUAGGAAAAGUUCCUCAGACCCAAAUAUGUGAACUUGCUGAACAGGGAAUAUCAAUCCAGUUACAUCAGGGGUCCAAGAACAUUAUUCCAAACUCUUCAGAUUCUCAGAAUCUCGAUUCCCAAGAUCAACAGACUAGAUAUACAUUUACUAGCCAGAACAAAGUAACUUCAACUGUAGACACACUUAGAAUGACCACAACGUACAGCAGACCGAGUGUGUCAGGAACAGGCUCUAGUGCGUCUGCUCCUCUAUCAGAAGUUCUACCAGAAGCACUUGGUGUAAUGCCUACUGUUGAAGAUGAAGAAAGAGAAAGUGCGCCAUCAGGUUCCAGUACUGUGGCAAUAGAUAACAAGAUAGAGCAAGCAAUGGACUUAGUUAAGAGCCAUCUUAUGUUUGCUGUACGAGAAGAAGUGGACGUCUUAAAGGAGAAAAUCUCAGAGCUGACGGAGAAAAUAUCCCAACUUGAACAUGAAAAUGGAAUUCUAAAGGCCCAUGCCUCUCAAGAGACCCUUAAUAAACUAUCAGAAGGAGGACUUCAGUCAAUUUCUCAGACUCAAUUACAACAAAAAUCAGCAGCUAAAGCUCAGGUUUCCAGUCAGUCACAGCAUCCGUCAUAACAGUUAACAGUGAACAAAAUAGUACAAGAGUUCCUUAACUCCAUCAAUUGUCAUCUUUGUAUCCAGAAAGAAAAACUUAAACUUAACUUAGAUAAUCUAGCAAAGAACAAAGUAAUUCAAGUGAUUGUAUCUGUAUGGUCACAAAAUAUAUUCUGUAUUCAAUCCAUGGUCUUAACUUCUUACUUGUGAUUAAAGUGUUUCAUGCAAACAUUUGUCUUUACUAGGCAUUUAAUUCAAGCUAAUUUAUAAGUCCAGCAUCGGUAUGCUGUACUUGGUCAAAGAAAUAAAGGAAAUCUAUAGUAUUGUUUUAAAAUCUCAGAAUGAUAAAAAUAAUCUUAAAUAUUUUAGACA